Messenger RNA from Symbiodinium sp. CCMP2592, 633 nucleotides. The record is from the annotation of a GenBank genome assembly. NCBI's taxonomy places the organism in Eukaryota, Dinophyceae, Suessiales, Symbiodiniaceae.
AUGCCACUCUGCUGCACGAAAGACAAGAUAUAUGCACAACAAUUGUGUUCGGAAUCAACAAACGCCAUUCCGUUCUCAGCUGGCCUGGACAGCUGCGACGAUCCACCGGCUCUGCUGCAGGAAUACAAGCGCCUGGAAGCGGAAAUUGCACUUCUUCAGGAAGAACAUCAGACGAACAGUCGGCUGGAAGGGCCCGUCCAGGAGCCUGGCCCCAGUAGUUCCAACAUGAGGCAGCGGGUGUUCGGGCUUGAGGAGGAGCUGCGGCACAAGUGCGAGGUGGUUCGACGCUUGCGACAGCGAGAGCUCUGGUUUGAAAUGCAAUUGCGACGACAACAGGAAGCCCACGGAGAGCCGUUGUCCCUCCUUGUGGAGCAGGUCAAUGCUUUGCGCAAGUCGGUCUUUGGAUACGGGCGACUGGUCGAUCCAAGAGGUGAAGCACAAAUUGAGAGAUUUGCUGACCAAAGCUGUCGGCUCUUCGCCUCUCGCUCCGGGCCGCACUCAGAGCCAUCGAACGGCGGCACGAAGCUCGCGGCAAGCUCGAGCGAGUCAAACGGGGCUCCAAGGGCUGCUGCCGAUCCACUCCUGCAGUUGACGCAACAGCUGCGAGCACAGGUAUCCGAUUCGCGUCCCUGA